AUGGACAGCAAUGUUGCUUCUGAGCCGCUUAACACCACAAUUCUCGAGGUCGUCGACGGCUGGGCCGCCAGAACACCUUCCGGAAUAGCUGCCGAGUUUGAGGGACAGAAAAUCACAUAUGCCGAGUUGCGAAGCGCGUCGCUCCAUGUCAGUCGGGCACUGCUAUCAGCUGGUGUGCAGCCUUGCGAUAGAGUGCCGCUUCUGACGGACAUGUCCCUCGACAUGAUCCCCGCCGUGAUGGGAAUUCUGAGAGUUGGGGCAUGUUUUGCGCCCAUGGAUGUCGCCGCCUGGAGCCGCCCACGCAUCGAGGCGGCCUUGUCAAAGCUCGCUGCGCCCACAGCCCUCGUCACCAGCUACUGUCCUGGACUGCAGCUGCCUGUUGUCACGGUGAACUUCCAGAAGCAAUGGCUGCGUCAACCGCUCGAAGACGCCGACGGACUGUUCGCCAAGCUAGAUGCAAUCCGCAGUGGACUCCGCACCGACCAUCUCGCCUGGAUCAUCUUCACAUCUGGAACUACUGGGAAACCAAAAGGCGUCAUGGUCUAUCACAAAGGUAUCCAGGCACUGGUGCCCGAAUUCCUCGACUACGAUAACCUGAAGGCCGAUGUGGAAGCGCGCGGGGUCCGGUGCUUGCUGGCCGCUUCGGUUGCAUUUGACGGGUGUCAGGCAACUGUUUGGGGUACCCUGAGAAGGGGCCGGACGCUGGUGAUGGCUUCACCGUCCAAUUUUCACGAAGUCGCUGCCACGUGUGAAGUGUGGACCCUAACGCCGUCAAUGCUGGCAGCCUUGGACCCGGCGGGGCCUUACGACCGAGUGCACAUCAUCUUCAUAGGCGCCGAGGCACCUUCACGCGAAGUCUACCAGCACUGGAUUCGUCCUCAGCGCAGGGUGAUCAAUACGUAUGGGCCGUCCGAGACUACAUGCAUCAUCAGUAUGGGAGACCUCAGCCCAGAAGGAGAACCUACCUUUGGUGAGCUGAUGUCCAGCGUCAAGGUCGUGCUUGUAGACGCCGAUCUUCAGGAGGCCAAUGUCGGCGAGGUCAUGAUUUCUGGGCCGGGUCUGGCCGCCGGCUAUCUGAACAACGACGAGCUCACGGCGACUAAAUUUAUCCAGUGGAAGGGGCAACGUUUCUACCGAACGGGGGAUCUUGCACGGAGGCGCAAAGAUGGACAGCUUGUGUUCAUGGGCAGAGCAGAUUCGCUCGUCAAGAACCGCGGCUUCUUGAUCAAUCUGGAGACGGAGGUCGAACCGGCGCUUCUGAGCUUCGAUCCUGUGCGGGUGGCCGUAGCCUUCAAGGCGCAAAACGGGCGGCUCACGGGGUGUGUUCAACCGGCCACUGUGGACGUAGACCAGCUACGCCAGUUUUUGCGAGGACGCUGUGAUCCCUUCGUCAUCCCCGACGAUUUGGUGGCACUGGACAGUUUUCCGCUUAACGUCAAUGGCAAAACAGACCGAAAUGCGCUCAAGGUCCAGCCCGAAUUCAGUGCAACCCAGCAGGACGAGGAUGAUCCCGACGAUGACGACCGCUACCAGAAUGGAUACGAUGCCUUGUGUGCAGGCUUUGCCCAGAUCCUACACGUCCCAUUCAAGCAGCUGGAUAGGGACUCGUCGUUUACCGCACUGGGAGGGCAUUCGCUGGCGGCCAUCCGUCUCUCCAACUUCUUGAAGCAGCACGGACACUCGCUUCUCGCAGUUCAGAUGCUGCGGCUGGACUCGAUCAAGCGACUGGAGGAGGCGAUCAACCAGAACAAAACGCAUAAAAAGGCAAGCAAGGACAAGCUGCCCGACGGGCCUGCGCCCGCAACCGACGUGCAGAAGCUGUUAAUCCGGCGUUCGUUGCAGGACCCAAAAAUAUGUGCGCUCAUCGGCGUGGCCACGCACAUUGGAGACGCUCAAGCCAUGCCAACAGCCAGCGAGCUGCACGAUGCCAUCGUCACGGCCGGCUCAGCGCACCAGAUCUUCCAGACGCGCUUCGAUCUGUCCGACCUGACCCUACACGACCUCGGGCGACUGAACCUCGACUGGAGAGAAGUGAGCGUCCCCAGAGUAGCCGAGUUUGAGGCUGCCUGUGCGGCGUGCGAGGAGCAGGCCUGGCACGAAUUGAGGGAGACGACGCCCGCCGACGUGGAGGUGCCAUACUGUCAGAUCACUUGUGUCUCCGUCCCGCACCGCAAGGCAGUGGCUCUGGUGACGCGCAUGCACCAUAUCUUGACCGAUGUCUUUUCGGCCGCCCUGUUCUGGCGGGACGUAGAGCGCGCGCUGGCGGGCGAGCAAGUCCCGCGCGGACCCCAGAUACAGAACUUUGCACGGUUCAUGCACGCAUACAAGCGAGAGAAUUUAGACCGAGCGCGCAUGACAUUUGAGAAGAUGCUCGGGGACCUGCCAGCGACGGCGGUGCUGCAGCCUCCCUCCCCUAGCACACCACAGCACACACAGCAGAUGCAGCUCGGGUUGGUCCGUCUCAACUCGCCGGCCACUGUGGCCAAGGCCGCGCUCGACGGGGCGGCGCGCAACCAUCGCGUCACCGCUACGACACUGGUCUACGCGGCGUGGUCGCUCUUCCUGAGUAGCAUUACGGCAUGGGACCGCGUGGGGUUUUCUGUUAGCCUCUCGGGGCGUACCGUGCCGUGGCCGGAGGCGCAAUUGGUGCUAGGGUCGUUGGUCAACAGAGCCAUCUUCAGCACUCAUGUUGCACCGAAGGCCACGGUGCGCGAAUGGCUCGCCGAUGUGCACAAGACAACGUUGGAUCUUGUCGAAUUUGAUGGCCUCACACACGGGCUGCCCGAGUCGCUGAUGGCGGACCCGCGCACCAACACCACCAACGUGCUGUGCUUCCUCGACGUGCCCCAGUCCUCGUCCAACUGGAACUACCGCGACCAGCAAGGGCACAACUACCUCAUCGACUGGUACAUAUUUCCGGAUGGCAACGGAGGCGUCAAGACUGAGUUCGAAGUCCAGGCUCAACGCGUUGAUUUGGACUGGGCGAAGGCUGUCGCAGGCGUGCCUGGGCGCUUGCUGGACCAGCUGGCCCAUGCCACGCCUGAGAUACUGGUAGGCCAUUUGCUGAGAUAG
This is a messenger RNA of Trematosphaeria pertusa, 3072 nucleotides long. Its product is annotated as putative nonribosomal peptide synthase. Gene Ontology annotation, cellular component: cytoplasm. The coding region runs from base 1 to 3072 and encodes 1023 amino acids. Lineage: Eukaryota; Fungi; Ascomycota; Dothideomycetes; Pleosporales; Trematosphaeriaceae. The record is from RefSeq and is a predicted model, not a curated record. Gene Ontology annotation, molecular function: phosphopantetheine binding; catalytic activity. The transcript has a single exon. Gene Ontology annotation, biological process: amino acid activation for nonribosomal peptide biosynthetic process; secondary metabolite biosynthetic process.